Molecule: messenger RNA, 840 nt
Organism: Ilex paraguariensis (yerba mate)
Lineage: Eukaryota; Viridiplantae; Streptophyta; Magnoliopsida; Aquifoliales; Aquifoliaceae
Source: the annotation of a GenBank genome assembly
AUGGGUUUGAUCCAUGUGGUGGUUUUAGUGGUGGUGGAGGCCGAGGCGAAGGUGGAGGUGGUUUUAAUGAGUUAUGGUCGUUCUUUCUCUAUUCUUGUGGUGUUUGGAGGUGUUGGUGGCAGAUGCACUAUUGCAACAGGGGUUCACAGUUGUGGUGGAUCUGGUUGGGUUUGGAGGUGUUGGGUGGAUUUAGGCGUUGGUGUAGGUCGUGGAACAAGGGGCGACGGGCAACAAGAACAAAAACUCAUUCAGAGUUCUGCUGUGGCUGCCUGCAUAGGAUUCCAGUCAACACAUGCAUUGAAAGUUCGCACUGGGCAUGAGAAUCAUGGGGUUUAUAUUUGUCACAAAUGUGGUUGGCCUUUUCCAAACCUCCAUCCCAGUUCCAGACACAGACGAGCCCACAAGAAGAUCUGUGGAACCAUUGAAGGGUAUAAGCUGAAUGACUUGGAAGACCAUACCCAUACGGCUGUUUCCGAUGAUGAACAUGUUUCCGAUGAAGAUGGGAGAACACCAAGUCCAAAAAUUGAGAAGAAAAGUGCCAAAGGGUUUGGAAGUGGCGGAGUUGGUGAAAAAUCAAAUAGAUCAGAAGAUGAAGUGUUUUCAGAUGCUGUUGCUGAGUUUACAGAUAGUGGGUUUAGCCCAGGGAUUGAAGGGCGGGUGGAGAGUACUAGAGAAUUGAAUAAGAAUGUGGAAAAAGUUGUGGAGGUUGAUAAGGAAAACAGCCAAUCAUUGCAGGUUGAAGCAACUGCUGUUGAAAAGAGUGACAAGAUUUGGAAGGAUCAUGGAUUAGGAUACCUAGGACUGGCUUUUCCUAAUGGCAAACUGGAGAAAUUUGAAUAG